Molecule: messenger RNA, 1110 nt
Organism: Rhizoctonia solani
Lineage: Eukaryota; Fungi; Basidiomycota; Agaricomycetes; Cantharellales; Ceratobasidiaceae
Exons: 5
Coding region: 1-1110 (369 amino acids)
Source: RefSeq, a predicted model, not a curated record
AUGCUCGAGUCUAGUGUUACUGAAAUUGCUGUUGCGGCUGUCACCGUCGCUGUCGGCGCCGCAUUCUACUUUGGUGCGCCCAAACCCUCGGCGGACGGCACGGUCGAACCAGACCAAGAGCAAACAAGCACAAAGGCCACAUCCACCUCGAAAAAAUCAGGCAAAAAGAACAAGAAAAAGUCGUUGCCUGGGAACAUUGUACGAGCGACAUCAGGCGAAGACACCGCCGCCGAAGAGCCUAUUCCGCUCAAACCACAGCCACCACAGCCACAGCAAUCACAACCACUACCGCAACAGAAAGAAAAGGAAGUGACGCCCAAGCCCGAGGUUCCGCCAUCGAGCUCAACAGCGUCGAAAAAGAAGAAGAAGAAGAGCAAGGCACCGGUGUCGAGUAUCGAAACGACGUUGGCCCAGGCUCAGACCCAGCCGAGUGCGAGUGCUUACGAAUCGUCGAGUGCCAACGACGGAGCAUGGACACGCGUAGAGACAAGGAAGAGAGGAGGCAAGUCAGGGGCUGUGCUCAGCGAUGGACUCACCACGUCGGUCACCGGCACCGAAGACGAGGCCGAGGAACAAGUCAAGCAGCCCACACUGGCCGAACGAUUGCUUCCUGCCGGGCGUAAGACAGGUGUUGAAGAUAUGCUUGAAACGCCCCAGUACCCUGAGGUUGCGCGCGUAAUGCGCGUCAAAUCCGAAGGGGAACCUCAGCCUGCGCCGGGAUAUUCAUGGGGCGACUAUGAAGAUGCGGACGAGAACAAGGUCGUUUCCAUGGACGAUGACGAGACCGACGAGGGCGGGUGGGGUGUCGUUAAAAGCCGCAAACCCAAACGUAGCCAAACUGUUACGCAAGCGUCUAGCCAGGCUAAAUCAUCCUCUGACCCCUCUGCACUAACCAAAAAACAACGCCAAAAUGCUGCCAAGCGCGAUGCAACCAAGGCAGCCAAGGCUGAUGCCGAAGAAGACCGAGUUGCCAAACUCCAAGCACACAAACGCGCACUCGAGCGCGAGCGGAUCGCUGAGGCCUAUGCCAAGCCCGCUUCAGGCAAGGGUAAAGCGAGCGGAGGGAUGACUGCCAGCGUCAACGAAAAGGGGAGCCUUGUCUGGGACUGA